AUGACUGCUUGUUCAUUAAAGGCUGCAAAUGCAUCAGAAAACGUGAACAUAGUAUUUAUUUAAAUUCAUCCUAAUUUAGCUAAGGACAGUGUUGGGCUUUUAGGGAGAUCAAAGGUGACAAUUAAUAGAAAGUGGGACGAAUUAGCGAUAUGUCUGAAUACUCAUGGAUCUGGAGCUGCAAAAAAUGGACAAUGCUGGAGAAGGUAUUGGAUAGACCUUAAACAUAGGAUACAAUCUAGAGCUGCACAAUAUAGGCAGGAUGCUACAGGUACUGGUGGAGGGUGUUAAUGUUGAUAACUUAUCUGAAUUAGCCAUAUUGGGAACAGCAGCAGUAUUUGAAGAUACUGAACUUCAAAUUCCAUUUAGUAACCAACUCCUUCCAUCUUCAGCUGUUGAGCCACCAUCAGAUAUAGAAUUACAAAUAGCUAGGCAGGGUGCAUGAAAGUUGUAUGCAGGCAGAGAAAGCAUUAAUGCAACUUCAAAAAUUUCACAAGAAAUUUGGUCAAGCAUCUAAACACUUCAAACCUAAUUGAAAUUUAGAAAGGAUAAAGUAUUUUUAUGAUUAUUGUUUACUUGUGUGACCUAAUCUUUGUCAUUUUAAUAAAAGAUAUUUGCACAAAUCAA
Acanthoscelides obtectus is the source of this 624-nucleotide messenger RNA. The record is from the annotation of a GenBank genome assembly. Lineage: Eukaryota; Metazoa; Arthropoda; Insecta; Coleoptera; Chrysomelidae.